Messenger RNA from Oppia nitens, 465 nucleotides. Its product is annotated as tRNA methyltransferase 10 homolog B-like. Gene Ontology annotation, molecular function: tRNA binding. Gene Ontology annotation, biological process: tRNA N1-guanine methylation. Gene Ontology annotation, cellular component: nucleus. The record is from RefSeq and is a predicted model, not a curated record. The transcript has 2 exons. NCBI's taxonomy places the organism in Eukaryota, Metazoa, Arthropoda, Arachnida, Sarcoptiformes, Oppiidae. Bases 1 to 465 code for a protein of 154 amino acids.
AUGAGACAAAAAGUGAUAAUUGAUAUGCAAUUUAUGGGACAAAUGACUAACAAAGAAGUGACACAUUCAAGUAUGACUUCAAUGUCAUCAUCGCUUUUAAACAAUCAAUUGAAGUCAACAUUACACAGAAAGUCAUAUUUGGAUGUCUUUCCUAAACAUCAAUUAGUCUAUUUGAGUGCCGAUUCGCCUAAACCACUGACAUCCUUGACUUCAACCGAUAUGUAUAUAAUCGGUGCCUCAACGGGACAAUCAUCACAAAAGUUGAACACUUAUGAUAGUGCUCUGAGAAAUGGCAUCCGUUCCGUCAGAUUACCCAUUGAUGAGUACGUAAUGUGGAAGUGGUAUAACCAAGUAUUGUCACCCUAUCAGACAUUUGCUAUUUUAUUAGACUUUUAUGUUACCAAUGAUUGGACUAAAUCUAUCAUUAGUAAUGUUAAUAGCGAUUUGGUUUCACAAUCAAUUUGA